Messenger RNA from Pyrus x bretschneideri (Chinese white pear), 967 nucleotides. RefSeq names its product ras-related protein RABH1b. The record is from RefSeq and is a predicted model, not a curated record. Lineage: Eukaryota; Viridiplantae; Streptophyta; Magnoliopsida; Rosales; Rosaceae. The transcript is spliced from 6 exons. Gene Ontology annotation, molecular function: GTPase activity; GTP binding. The coding region runs from base 112 to 738 and encodes 208 amino acids.
CAAAAAAAUAGAGAAUUUCGAACGAGGCUCCGAGAUCUCGAUUUAUCCGUUAAAUCUCAGGCGAGAUCUCGACCUUGAACCCGAUCCGAUCCGCAUAGAUCCGAAAUCACCAUGGCUCCCGUUUCGGCUCUCGCCAAGUACAAGCUCGUCUUCCUGGGGGACCAGUCCGUCGGUAAAACCAGCAUCAUCACUCGCUUCAUGUACGACAAGUUCGACAACACCUAUCAGGCUACCAUUGGCAUUGAUUUUCUGUCAAAGACAAUGUAUCUUGAAGAUCGAACUGUUCGGUUGCAGCUCUGGGAUACUGCUGGGCAGGAAAGGUUCAGGAGUCUCAUUCCUAGCUACAUCAGGGAUUCCUCUGUGGCUGUCAUUGUAUAUGAUGUUGCAAGCAGACAAUCAUUCCUAAACACUUCCAAGUGGAUUGAAGAGGUUCGCACUGAGCGGGGAAGUGAUGUUAUCAUUGUACUUGUUGGAAACAAAACAGAUCUUGUAGACAAAAGGCAAGUUUCCAUAGAGGAAGGAGAAGCCAAAGCUCGUGACCUCAAUGUUAUGUUUAUCGAGACCAGUGCCAAGGCUGGCUUCAAUAUCAAGGCACUGUUUCGGAAGAUUGCGGCAGCUUUACCAGGAAUGGAAACACUUUCUUCAACGAAGCAAGAGGACAUGGUUGAUGUGAACCUGAAGUCUUCGAACGCAAAUUCAUCACAGUCGCAGGCACAGUCAGGCGGAUGCGCUUGUUAAUUUUUACAUGGGUGUUAAACUGAAUUUUUUUUUUUUUUUGCCCCUUUCCUUAUAUGCUGCUUUGAUCCUGCUAUCUGUAAAGUUAGUUGCUAUCCGGGUUCCACCAUUUUGUAGCAUUUGGAGUUUUGUGUUUGAUUUAUUGUUAAGCAAGUGUACACUGUUUGGGUAAGCUUAGAAUAUCAGACUUUCAGGCUCUCAGUUUAAAGUAAUUAAAAGAAACAUUUACAUA